Molecule: messenger RNA, 2655 nt
Organism: Epinephelus lanceolatus (giant grouper)
Lineage: Eukaryota; Metazoa; Chordata; Actinopteri; Perciformes; Serranidae
Gene: szrd1
Product: SUZ RNA binding domain containing 1
Source: RefSeq, a predicted model, not a curated record
GGAAAUCCGUCAGUGUGAUGUCAAAGCCUGUGGACAGUCGAGAGGCGGGUCUGAAGGAGCCCAGGACGUCCAACUCCACAGCGUGUCUGAGCAAAAUGAAACAUGGAUGAGGAGGUCGCUGAAAGUUGGGAGGAAGCUGCUGAUAGUGGGGAAAUGGAAAAACGGUUAGAAGAGAAGCUAAGGAUCAGCCAAAAAGAAAAAGAGUCCAGCAAUAUUUCCUCACGAUCUCCACUGAGGACAACCAUGGUGAUACAGGAUGACUCCCUACCAGCAGCCCCCACACCUCAGAUACGCAUUUUGAAGCGGCCUGCAAGUAACGGGUCAUUGGGAUCACAAUUAAAUCAGAACAGGCCUACGCCACAGGUCAAGUCUCUGGCCCAGCGUGAGGCAGAGUACGCCGAGGCCAGGAAGAGAAUACUGGGCAGCGCCUGCCCAGAGGAGACGCCUCAGGACAAACCCAACACAGACAGGGCAGGGCGCAAUAAUUCUACAUUGCCUUCAGAGGACACCCGAUCAAACAAUCACACUGUCCGGCAGCCAGCCGGCCCAGACGGCACCCAAGGGUUCCGACAGCACAGAUAAGUGGACCCUGGGGCCACCCAGCCAUUGAGGGGAGAAAGAUCAAGGGCCACCAGAGAGCAAAGACAGUACUGUGUUCUUAAAACUUCCUUCCUUCAAUUCCAGUAUAUCAGAUGGGCUGUGAGUACAGCCGCACCUCUGCCCCACUCUUCCCACUAGCAGUUGCGUGGAACUGUCAGGGAGUGAGGAACUGCAGGUGGAAGUCAAAUAGAAAUAUGCUCUCUUCUCUCCCCACUCAAGUCUGUUUGACACUGUGAUUAUGGACAUCUUCUGGACUCACUGUGAUGAUCCCUUUAAAAGACGCCCUCACCUCCAUCUCUCCUCCUCCAGUGCCCAGUGGCUCCGUCUCAAGAUGCCGGCAGAAGCAAAGACUUAAAGUGAGAGGAGCCGCAGUGAUGGGCCCUUAGCAAAAUGAGAUGAGCUGGUACUCGGGCAGCAGCUUCUCCCCAGCAAUAAUACCAGACAUCACUUACACACCUUUUACAUACAUGUUUUUAAUUUUCAGAUGUUUGCUCACUAAAUUUUUAUCUUUUGUUUUCUUGCUUGUCUUUAAUCAUCUAUACUAGGGAUGCUCUGGUAUCUGCAGAGUGCUGAUAAUCAUACUUCACAUCAUACAUACACCACAAAGGACCUGUUCAUUAAAACAGUAUUUAAUACUGAGAUUUUUUUUUAAAUAAACCUAACAAUAUCUGCAGUUUUUAUGGAAUAGGAAGUUUUCACAUUUUUCACCUUUGUUUGAUGGUUAAAUAGUCUCUACGUCGUGUUUAGGUUUCUGCGUAAAGUUUAAACACAGACAGCUUGUGGUGGGCUGCAGGUUGUGGUGUCAGAUGCCCCACAGUAAACUCACCAUUAAAGCCGAGUAUCAAACCGGUACUUGUCUGGUAACUGAGCUGUGAGCAUUAUCAGUGCACCCCUACAAUGUAAAAUUGCCAUUUGUUUUUAAAAACUGAGGAUCGUGAGUGUCAAGUUGUUUAUCUGACAAGUUCUGUUUAAGGUUUGUCUUUUGUUUUUUAAUUGAGCUUUUCAGCUGUCUUCCUUGGACCGUCACAUCAUUAUUUCUAUUUAAAGGCAAAAAAAAAGAUAUGAAAAGAAGGUUGUGGAUUCAAGUCUGUUUUUAAGUAGCUUUUCUGCCUUUUGUAUGAGAUGGCAGCGAUGUCAGAGCAGUAUUUUAAUCGAAGCGAACCAAAAUCCCAUUUUAAAAUCAGCCUGUAUAUACAUCAGUUAACUCAGAUGUCAUUAUUUGAAGGCGGUGUUGGCAACAACUCCAGGGAGGGUCAGAUGGGAGGAAUGAAUUUACUGCCGUAGUUCACAAACCUCUCCAUCAUAUAACCACCUCGUCAGCAGCGUGCUCGUUUCUUCAUGUCCUUUACUGACGUACAGUACGUAGGAACUCAGGUGCAAGUGAACGAGACUGAAUGAAUGAAAUGAACUAAGAUUGUAUUUUUCCAGUGGGUUCCAUUGCUCAAAAAGCAAGUGUCCGUAAUAAAGCUUGGGUUGGCACUUUGUUAGAAACAGUGCUAUUCAGUGAAAUGUAACUGAACGAUGUCCACGUCCCAAGAUGAAUGAAUGCCAGGGUUUCUUUUUGGUUUUUUUUUUUUUGUCCGAUUGUUAGCAUCUUAAUCACAUCAGAAACGUAACAUUACCCCACUGAUUGUUCAGUGACUGAUGGUCCUCUGCUGAAAUAGAAAAUGGAGACACAGCUGUAUGUAAACCAGAGAGGUAGUGACUAGUUGUAUGACCAGAACCAUUGUGCCCAAUAGAUGUUCUUUAUUUGUCCAAACAGAGAAGAGAUCUCAAUAAAGCCAUAUUCAGUGGUGCACAUCAUCAAUAGAAACGUUCUUGUAAUGGUCAAAUUCAGCUUGUGCCUCCCGUAUCACAUCUUUGCUUCCUGGUUGUCGAUUUUGUUACUGUACUUAAAGAAACCGAAUAUAUCCGAGGGAGUAUUCACAAUACUGGUAAGAGAUUCUAGUUCAGGAAAGAAAGCAGCAGAGCAGGAGACAAACGGGUGUAGCUGAGCUCUGAGUGAGAACACAAACUGCCUGUAAAUACUGAUUUAAUAAAAUGAUUUGCAAGAAA